This is a messenger RNA of Eremothecium cymbalariae DBVPG#7215, 432 nucleotides long. RefSeq names its product Dpc13p (gene DPC13). The coding region runs from base 1 to 432 and encodes 143 amino acids. The transcript has a single exon. NCBI's taxonomy places the organism in Eukaryota, Fungi, Ascomycota, Saccharomycetes, Saccharomycetales, Saccharomycetaceae. The record is from RefSeq and is a predicted model, not a curated record.
AUGAUUCUAGGUGCAUCAUUUGGACGUAUAUUGUCAAGAACUAUUACAAGAUCGAGCCAUGUUCAUGUUCUCCGUCGUACCAAGAUUGGUACUUCUGUGACCAUUAAAAAUUAUGCAACUUCGUGGGAUAAAUCACCAGAAAAUCUCGAUGCACACUUGAAAGUUCAGAAAUUAAUGGCCGAAAUUCAGGCUCAUCCUAAUAUAACUUCCUCUCUUGAUCACCUUAGUACCCUUAUGAAGGAUAAGGGUUUGAUGAACCCAGAGAGUGAAAAUGGACCUCUAACCGCUUGGCAAAUGAUUAAGAUUAUGAUGGACAAGGAUGUUCGUGAAGCAAUGCGAGAUUUAAAAGCCCAAUUAGAAAAAUCUGGAAUCAGCUUAGGGCCUGAUCAGUUAGCACCAUUAAUGAAUGUUUUAGGCUUAAAUAAGAAGUAA